GGGGGGAGGAAGCCGGCUUCCUGAAGCCUCCUCAGCCCUCAAAGACAGACCGACAGACAGACAGACAGACAGCCGGCAAGAGGCGCCUGGGGGACGCAGCUGCUUCCGCUGCAGCCAUCCGGGUGCCCCUGCAGAGGUCCUGGCCUUCCCAGGCUGAAAACACCCCAGUGAAAACAGAGGUGCCAGAGGGCAGAAGGCCGGCCUGGGCCCUGAAGCCUCCCCUGGCCGGCCAGGCAGCCCAGAGGUCAGAGCUCGGGGUGGAGCGAGCCUCCCCUGGGCCAGCCCCCCAGCAUGGUCCAGGCCCGCGGGGGGCGCUCCAGAGUUCCGCCGCCGCCCUGUCGCCUCCCCCUUCGCCUCGAGGCAGCCAUGACCCAGCCUCCGCCUGACCAGGCUCCAGCCAAGAAGCACGUGCGGCUGCAGGAGAGGCGCGGCUCCAAUGUGGCUCUGAUGCUGGACGUGCGGUCCCUGGGGGCCGUGGAGCCCAUCUGCUCGGUGCGCACGCCCCAGGAGGUCACCCUGCACUUCCUGCGCACGGCCGGGCACCCCCUCACCCGCCAGGCCCUGCAGCACCAGCCACCCAGCCCCGAGCAGCUGGAAGAGGAAUUCCUGAAGAUCCCCUCAAACUUCGUCAGCCCCGAAGACCUGGAUGUUCCGGGCCAUGCCUCCAAGGACCGAUACAAGACCAUCUUGCCAAACCCCCAGAGCCGCGUCUGUCUGAGCCGGGCACAGAGUCAGGAGGACGGAGAUUACAUCAACGCCAACUACAUCCGGGGCUACGGCGGGAGAGACAAGGCCUACAUCGCCACCCAGGGCCCUAUGCCCAACACUGUGUCCGACUUCUGGGAGAUGGUGUGGCAGGAGGGGGCGUCCCUCAUCGUCAUGCUGACUCAGCUCCGAGAGGGCAAGGAGAAAUGCGUCCACUACUGGCCCACAGAAGAGGAGACCUACGGGCCCUUCCACAUCCGCGUCCAGGACGUGAGAGAGUGCCCGGAAUACUCCGUGCGGCAGCUCGCCAUGCAGCACCGGGGGGAGUGCCGGUCAGUGAAGCACAUCCUCUUCUCGGCGUGGCCUGACCACCAGACGCCAGAAUCGGCCGCGCCCCUGCUACGCCUGGUGGCCGAGGUGGAGGACAGCCCAGAGACGGCUGCCAGCACUGGGCCCAUCGUGGUCCACUGCAGCGCAGGGAUCGGCCGGACAGGCUGCUUCAUCGCCGCCCGCAUCGGCUGCCAACAGCUGAAGGCCCGAGGGGCAGUGGACGUUCUUGGCAUCGUGUGCCAGCUGCGGCUGGACAGGGGGGGCAUGAUCCAGACGGCGGAGCAGUACCAGUUCCUGCACCACACCUUGGCCUUGUAUGCUGCCCAGCUGCCAGAGGAGCCCAGCCCCUGACCCUGGCGCCCGCCCGGGCCCAGGGCCGCGUCCCAGGGCCUGGGAAGAGGCCCCCGUGGACACGAGGGGCAGUCCCCCAUGUCCCCCCGAGCUUAAAGCUGGCAGGUGACCGUUACAACAGAGCUGGGAAAGAGGCCCGGGUGGCCUGGUCCCUGAAACGCCGUGUGAGCCUCAGUCUUCCUCGGACGUGGACAUCAGGUGCUCUGCUGCCAACGGGGGAGAGCCACCAGAGGCGCACCUAGAAGCCACUCCAGCUGUACCCCCUGCCCGGGGCUGGCAAGAGAAUGACCCCACCGUCCCCUCCACCCCAGCCCAGCCCGAGAACAGGCCCACGGCCCGAACUGGGGAAAGCCUGGUGCUACCUUGGCUAAGUCCUCAGCCUCCCAGCAGGGACUCUGCCUCCCCACACCACACCUGUGAGGCUGGAUACCCGCCAAAGAGAGCAAGGACCGGCCUACCCCUGGGCCCACACGUGUGUCCGGGGAGCAGGCUGCAGAGCUGACCCAGCCAGACAGACGCAAUCUCUGGAAGAGGGACAGUGUGGGGAUCUCCCGGAGACCCCUUGGAGGCCCAGACAGCUGCCCCUGCCUCCUUAACGGCCGGGCCCCGCCUCGCUGUUCCCCAGGGAGGCCCAGUAUCCCCUGCCUGCCUUUGGGCCUCAGAAGGGACCCUGAGUACCCAGGAGCACACAGGAAACAAGCAAGGCGCUGAGAGCGCUGCCUGGCUUUAGGUACGCAGCCCCGCCACGGCCUCCUCCCUGCAGAGCACGCCUGGACGGCUGCAUGUUUCCGUGAGCCACCUGGGUUAGACUACCUACGGGGACCGGCGGGCUCCGGCUGAACUGGGACGCCCCAUCGUCUACCUUGGAGGGCUAAUUCCCCUCCGCACCUCACGGCAACACAAUGUCCAGGGCCCCCAGGCCUAUCUCAGGGCUGACCACCACGCACCAGGGAGGCAUCCCAACCCUUCGUCCUUGAAUCGCAGAAGGGCCGCCCACGGGGAGGAAGGCAGGCGCAAGCCCUCCAGGCGCUCGGCCGCUGGGGGCUGCCUUUGCCGGUGCCAGUUCUCCGAGGAACCUCUCGAGGAGCCGGGUUCCAAAGAACAGGUGGCUUCUCCCUCAGACAGAGCUUCUGGAACACAUGCCACGUUGGAACCGAGGGCGACUUCCUUAACGUUUCUGGCGGGCCGCCUUCCUCACCACCGGGGAACGGGCUCACCCCCUCCUGAAGCUCUCCUGCCCUGCGAGAGGCACUGAUGGUGCCCACGGAGCUGGGCACAGGGCUAUCGGGCUCCUGGUCCUCCGUGAGCUCAGUCCCCGCAGGAGGAAAGCCACCGCCCCGGGCGGCAGGCUCCCCUCCCACGCAGUCGCCGCAGCCCUGUUCCAGAGCUGGAGGACGGGCUCCGGAGAGUGACCGGGUGGGGAAAUAAAGACGCGGAUGACUGAGUCACUCCUUCUUUCCCUCUUCUUUUCAGGCCUCUGGCGCCUCCUUCAGCAGGCUUGUAGACGGAGUGGGAAUCCAGAGACCAGGGACAGGCUGCGCUCCUUCACUGGGGGCGUGUACUUUCACAGCCCUUCCAGCACACGGGACCCCAGUGGCACUGCAGUCAGUCUGGGAAACGGGCAGAGGUGCUCCUUAGGAGCUGGAGAGGGACUGACAAAGGGUCGGGACCAGAAAGGCCGCAUAACUUCGUAACAAUAACCAGGAUAUUCCGCUGCGCCGGGACUUUGAGACUCCUCCCUUCGGCAACGGAUGGUUCGGGGGCACCUUGGGUGGGUCUGGCAGAUACGGCUGAUGUUCACAGUUCACACACCUCUG
Hippopotamus amphibius kiboko is the source of this 3203-nucleotide messenger RNA. RefSeq names its product protein tyrosine phosphatase non-receptor type 7 (gene PTPN7). The record is from RefSeq and is a predicted model, not a curated record. Gene Ontology annotation, biological process: protein dephosphorylation. Lineage: Eukaryota; Metazoa; Chordata; Mammalia; Artiodactyla; Hippopotamidae. Gene Ontology annotation, molecular function: protein tyrosine phosphatase activity.